Molecule: messenger RNA, 2545 nt
Organism: Cornus florida
Lineage: Eukaryota; Viridiplantae; Streptophyta; Magnoliopsida; Cornales; Cornaceae
Product: ferric reduction oxidase 4-like
Exons: 8
Coding region: 280-2376 (698 amino acids)
Cellular component (GO): plasma membrane
Molecular function (GO): oxidoreductase activity
Source: RefSeq, a predicted model, not a curated record
AUGGGCAACAUUUGAAUGCAACUAUUCCGACUUUUUAACAAAUAUCCAUAUCACUAGUUGAGAAGCCUAUACAAUGAACUUCAUCUACACAACAUUGUGCGGAUGUGCAUGAAUCAUGCUGUUCUUUGUAAUGUUACACAUGAUGACAUACAAAGCAUUGCGAAUUCUAUAAAUAGAUCAGUGAAGUUUUUUAGAGCAUAUUAGAAAGUUGAUUGUAUUGAAUAACAGAUCCCAAUUCAGUGAAAAGGCCUUUUCCACUAAAACUACCAAGUGAAAAAUAUGAGCAGCCACGCAAACCUAAGAAUGAUUUUUGUUCUUGUGUUUCUUGGGUGGCUUCUGGUUUGGAUUAUGUUGCCAACAAAGACUUACAAAAAUGCAUGGACUCCAAAGCUAAAUAACAAGCUCAAUUCAACAUAUUUUGGAGGGCAAGGGAUAAAUCUUCUGCUCUUCACAUUCCCCAUGAUGUUCAUAGCUGCUUUAGGUUGCAUUUAUCUUCAGUUUCAGACGAAACAAGAGAAGUCUCACUCUGAAAGUGCCAUUAAGAACCACCGUCUAACCUUCUGGAGACGCCCGGUACUUGUGCUGGCUCCUCUGGGAAUUGUUACUGCAAUGGAGCUUGCUUUUGCUGCUAUGUUUGUUGCACUUCUGAUCUGGUCUCUUGCUAACUACUUACAUGUUAGCUUUGGUCACCUUCAUAUGCAUAAACAUGGGGAGAAAGUGUGGCAAGCUAAGUUCCGUAGUGUAUCAUUGAGACUCGGAUAUGUUGGUAACAUAUGCUGGGCAUUUUUGUUCUUUCCCGUUACUCGGGGAUCUUCCAUUUUGCCUCUUGUUGGUCUCACAUCAGAGUCCAGUAUCAAGUAUCAUAUCUGGCUUGGACAUCUCUCAAUGAUCCUUUUUUCAGCACAUAGCAUAGGUUUCUUCAUCUACUGGGCUAUGACUGAUCAAAUGGCUGAGAUGCUAAAAUGGAGCAGAGAUUGGGUACCCAAUGUAGCUGGAGAGAUUGCAUUUGUAUUUGCAUUAGCAAUGUGGGCAACAAGCAUUCCACGCGUUAGGAGAAAGAUGUUUGAGGUUUUCUUUUACACCCACCAUCUCUACACUCUCUACCUGUUCUUUUACAUAUUGCACGUUGGAGUCGCCUACUUCUGCAUGAUCCUUCCAGGGGUUUUUCUCUUCCUAAUUGAUCGAUACUUAAGAUUCUUACAGUCACAAAAAAGGGCUAGAUUGGUUUCAUCUCGCCUUUUACCUUGUGGCACUGUUGAACUGAACUUCUCAAAAAGUCCAGGCUUGAAGUAUAACCCCACAAGCAUCUUAUUUGUAAAUGUGCCUAGCAUCUCCAAGUUGCAGUGGCACCCUUUUACUGUGACUUCCAACUGCCAUGUGGAGCCAGAAAUGCUCAGCAUCACAGUCAAAAGUCAGGGAAGUUGGACUCAAAAGCUCUACCAAGACCUUUCUUCCUCUACAGACCAUCUUCAACUUCAAGUCUCCAUUGAAGGACCCUAUGGGCCCACCUCAUCUCAUUUUCUAAGACGAGAGGCGCUGGUGAUGGUGAGUGGAGGCAGCGGCAUCGCUCCUUUCAUCUCCAUAAUCCGGGAGAUCUUGUUUCGAAGCACCCAUCCCAACUGCAGGAUUCCAAGAAUUCUUCUUGUUUGUGCCUUCAAGAACUCAGCUGAUCUCACUAUGCUAGACCUAUUGCUUCCCGUAACUGGCACCCCUCUAGAAGUAUCCACAAUACGGUUGCAAAUAGAAGCCUAUGUGACCAGAGAAAAAGAGCAGCCUGUCAUUGAUAUUCAGAAGCUCCUCCAUACCAUAUGGUUCAAGCCAAAUCCAAUGGACUCACCUAUUUCUGCAGUGCUUGGUCCCAACAGUAGUCUUUGGCUCGGCAUAACAAUCUCCUCCUCCUUUGCCAUGUUUCUCGUCUUCUUGGGGAUUCUAACUCGUUACUAUAUAUAUCCCAUUGAUCACAACACUGACAAGAUUUACCAUUUCACCUUAAGAACUCUAUGGGAAAUCCUUCUUUUGUGUGUGUGUGUGUUUAUAGAAUCUAGUGCCAUUUUUCUCUGGCAAAAGAAACAAAACAACAUAGAAAGGAAUCAAAUUCAGAACUUGGAAGUGCCAAUGCCAACAACUUCACUGGGGUCAUGGUUAUGUGGUGCAGACAGAGAGCUCGAAAGUCUUCCACACCAGUCCCUUGUUCAAGCUACUAAGGUGCAUUUUGGUACAAGGCCUGAUCUCAAGAAAAUACUAUUCGAAUGCAAAGGAUCGGAUGUUGGAGUUUUGGUUUGUGGCCCAAGGAAGAUGCGUCAUGAGGUUGCUAAGAUAUGUUCAUCUGGUUUAGCAGAUAACCUGUAUUUUGAGUCCAUUAGCUUUAACUGGUGAUGCAUGUAGUACCAUGUUUGUGCGUGUGUGUGUGUGUGUUCGCACGCAUGGUCAGAUAUGUUAUUUUCUUCUACAAUUGUGAGUGGAAAAGAGGGCUUGUUAUUGUUUGUGCUGUUAUACACGUAUUAUCUAAGCAAAUUGUUCAAUGUCCAUUUUCUUUUGUUAUACA